Messenger RNA from Lathyrus oleraceus (garden pea), 1596 nucleotides. RefSeq names its product cyclin-D3-1. Lineage: Eukaryota; Viridiplantae; Streptophyta; Magnoliopsida; Fabales; Fabaceae. The record is from RefSeq and is a predicted model, not a curated record. The coding region runs from base 189 to 1466 and encodes 425 amino acids. The transcript has 5 exons.
GGGCUUUCCCUCCAUUCAGUUAAGUCGUUAUAACCGCCUAGAGAGAGAAACCCAAAGCAGUGAACUAAGCCCAACGCAUAGAGAUUUUCAUUUUCACUCUCUUUCAAUUCUCAUUUUCUUGAGAAGCAAAUAAUCCUAAGUUCUUCAAUCUUCACACCUUGCCGGAAAAUUCUGAAGCUUUUCCAACAAUGGAUUCCAAGAGCGGGUUCGCCGAACUUACUGAAAAGGAAAAGGAUGUUGUAAAUGGCUACUUCGAUAUAGAAGAGUUAUUCAUGCCCAAAGAAACCUUCUUCAGAAGCGCUAAGAACAUUUUUCUCCGCAGGCACGCCGUUGCAAUAAUCAGCAAGCUCUCGGGGAGGAUUGAUCCUGAUACACUUAUUCCGUAUCUUGCUAUGAACUAUUUUGAUCGCUUUUUUUCCAAGUCCGAUUCGAUCUUGGAGGAUGUUGAAGGAUUCAUUGAUACUCAAAAAGUCCGUUUGAUUGCUCUAGCUUGUCUCACCAUAUCUGCCAAGCUGAGGAUAAAAGACUUCUCAAUUGAUCAGUUUUUGAUUAAUCAUUAUAAGGAUGUGAAUGUGAGGAUAAGUCAUCAAAUGGUAAUGAGAACAGAGCUUCUCAUUCUCCGUGAGCUUGAGUGGGAAAUACUACCGGUGACUCCCUUCACCUUUCUGGACUUCUACUACCGUUACUUCGAAAACUACGGUGGUUUUAAACGUCGUUGCAUCAAUGAGAUAAUAGUUCAAGCUCAAGGAGAGCACACCUUUGUUGACUAUUAUCCUACUAUGAUAACAAUCUCCGCUUUUCUGGCUGCUUCCAAAAUUGCAUAUCCCAAACUGUAUAGACAAAUUGUAGUUCCCUUCACAGUUUCCAGAGUUUUCCCAAAGGUGCUUCAGGAUAAUAUCACUGUUUGUGUGGAUGAGAUGGUUGGUCUUUGCAAUAGAUUGAACAUCCGGAUUGAGACCCCGGUUCCCUCCACUUCAAAGUUAAACGAAAGCCUACAAAACAGGGGCAAGAUGGGGAUGGUAGUUGUUUCAUCUGAAGAUGAUGACGAAGGAGAUGGGACUCCGUUAAUAAGGCGAAUUCAGGACAUGAACAGGAUGACGAUGAGUUCUCAGGCGCUGAAGAUAUCAGAGGGGGUUGAGGAAGAAAACAAAAAAGUGGCCAAGGACAAUGAAAAGGCAGAGGAUAAAGCAGAAACAUCUGGUGGUGGUUCUAAGGCCAGGAUUGAGGCUAUAAUCCGACAACCGUUGGAAACGGGCAAGGCAGUAGCGGGUGAGAAGAUGGAGGGAUACAUUUCAGAAAUCGCAGAGCUUGAAGAACGAAAGAGCCUAAUGUACUUUGAACUGAAGUGGCCCGAUGAUGUUCCAUCCACUGAACCGCAAUCACCAACAACUAUCCGUUCUAAUUCAAUAAGAAUAAUUCAAAGAGCUGGCAAGAAACUAACUUGUGGUAGCUGCAAAAUCGGUUAGUUAUGCUACUGCAAAUAGUCUUCAUUUGGUUUUGUGGUAUAGGAUUUUACUAUGGAUCAUGUUCAGUUCAAAAAAUUCCGGCAGUUUCUUGUGUAGUUCGAACUGCAACUAUUAUUACUGUUGAAUUUGA